Molecule: messenger RNA, 2220 nt
Organism: Brassica napus (rape)
Lineage: Eukaryota; Viridiplantae; Streptophyta; Magnoliopsida; Brassicales; Brassicaceae
Product: lactoylglutathione lyase-like
Exons: 6
Coding region: 1155-1913 (252 amino acids)
Biological process (GO): regulation of DNA-templated transcription
Molecular function (GO): lactoylglutathione lyase activity; DNA binding; metal ion binding
Source: RefSeq, a predicted model, not a curated record
UGAUGGCUCUGAUACCAUAUUGAGUAUUGGACUUGAAUGAUUUUAUUGAUUAGUAGAGCUUAACUCUUAUAUGUACAUGGUUACAAUAUUGAGAUCAUAAUUACAGAGAAUAAGAACGUUAGAGAGAAUCAAUAAUAUGGACUUUCCAUUCUCUUACAUUUGCUGUAAUAUAGUUUCGAUCUUAGGAUCGAUGUUCUUUUCCGAAUAGCGGAUAUAAAAUUUCGCGUAGGCGAUUUUGUUUUGCUUUUCAAACCAAAUUAGGAUAUGUUCUUCAUGUUCUUCGAUUUUAUUUUCCUGUUUGGUUUGAAAUUUAAUAGAAUCCUGAUCAUCUUUUGAUCGGUUUUAUCUUUACUUUCCACUUCGUUUCAAUUCUAAUUCCGUUGAUUUCUAAGCAGAUACCUUCUUCACCGUUCACUUCAAUCCCUUCCACAGAGAAUCAGUCUUCACAAGAAAGAUUAGCCUUAAUUGGCAAAGGUGAAGCAUCUCUUCUUGAAAAAAAGAUUGAGUUUGAUAGAUUUUGAAGUCGAUUAUGAGAUGGAUUCAGAAGAGUCGGCGUUACUUUGACGGUCCGGCAAAGGGUCUUCUCUCGAUCGAACUUUAGCUUUCUCCGGCGUAAAUUAUGGUGGAUAAAAAGCCUCUCUGGUUUAAGCAAUCAAGGUUAAGGUGGAAGGUAUACCAAGGAGUACAAGGUUAAGUGGAGUUAAGGUCGUGGCAGAGUCAAGCUUACAGCGGAAUCAAGCUUGUCGUGGAUUAUUGGAAGAAGCAUCCUCGGUUAGCCUGCGUCUUCGCUGGAGGUGAGAAGAGGCUUGGUGUCCUCACUUUACUCAGAUGAAUGCCACGUAGCAAGCCUAAUCUACAUGAGUGACACGUUUAUGUUCUGAAUUGUAAUAUCUUUUGAUAAGAUAUCAGUUGUGUAGUUGGGCCAAGAUCAAUAUUUGUAACUUAGUCUUUGUACUUUUUAGCCCAUGAAGCUUAUAAAACUUGAGUGGACAAAAAAAAAAAAAAAGCUUCAUAUAAAGUAGUUUUUAUUAUAGUUUGGAGGGCCAACCCUUGUAUUUACACAUAUUUGGUAGAUUUCCUUUUCCCAAUGGGUUUAGGAACUUGUAUAUAUAUCAUCGAUAACAUAUGAUUCUCAAAUUCAAUAUCGGCUAGGGAUGACGACGAGGAUGGCAGGAUUCGGCGAGGAAGAAAGUGGGAUCUCAGACAGUGAGAUCAUAGAGGGUUUUCUGCGGCCAAAGAUUGAAGGAGAAGCAGUGGCGAUUCCGGGAUUGAUAGUGGAAUUGGGGGAGGAGUUGUACACUCGAGAGCCAUGGCUCCUUCCGCAGACAGCCCAUCCCAUCCUUAACCCUCGAGAGUGGCUCUACUUGGGGAAACCGAAUCGAAAUAAUUUCCCCGUUGAUCACGAAGGGUGUUGGGUUCGCAUUGGAAGUGCCAUCUUGAUCCGAUCCGAGGAGACUGAUGAAAUAAUUGGGGGAACGUCGAGAUUCAGAUAUCGCUUCAGGAACAAGGGGGACAAACAUGCUCUGAGAUUGCUGAAAAGGCUUGAUUUCUCUGAGAUGAAAUUCAGCUUGUACUUCCUGGGCUACGAGGAUACUUCAACAGCUCCAACUGAGAGAACGGUUUGGACCUUUGGUCGACCCGCAACAAUUGAACUGACUCAUAACUGGGUUACGGAGAGUGAUCCGGAGUUUAAAGGUGGGAACUCCGAGCCUCGUGAAUUUGGGAAUACUGGGGUGACGGUUGAUGAUGUGCACAAGGCAUGCGAGAGAUUUGAACAGCUGGGAGUAGAGUUUGUCAAGAAACCGAACGAUGGAAAGAUGAAGAAUAUAGCCUUCAUCAAGGAUCCUGAUGGCUACUGGAUCGAGAUCUUUAAUCUCAAGUCUAUCGGGACAACAACCGGAAACGCAGCUUGAAGUAGUUCAAGAUUGUGCUGUUUGUGUUCUUGUGUUCAUUCCACCUGAGUUUGAAUACAAAUAAAGAUGUUUUCUGUCUCAACGAAUAAGAGAAAAUGAACUAACCACUAUACCUACACUCUUCUCAAAGAAUGUAUAUAAUCGUAGAAAGACAGAUAUAGAUUGCAUCUUGGUUUCAAACGAGUUGUAGAAGUAGUUCCUGGAUGAAUGUAAUGGACUGUCUUUAUGUUCACGGUACCAUACUUUGUAGUUUGUAUGGAUGUUCGUAUGGUCUUAUUAUUAAUCAGAAACAGCAGCUUUGGUCGCA